Urocitellus parryii (Arctic ground squirrel) is the source of this 1148-nucleotide messenger RNA. It is a transcript of the gene Fbxo16, whose product is annotated as F-box protein 16. The record is from RefSeq and is a predicted model, not a curated record. Lineage: Eukaryota; Metazoa; Chordata; Mammalia; Rodentia; Sciuridae. Gene Ontology annotation, molecular function: protein binding.
UUUAUAGAUGGUGAUUGGACUAGGAAAGCAGGGAGGGGUGGGGGCUGGAAGGAGUCAAAGAAAAAGCUGACCUAGUGCAACUAUGGCAACCCCAGCACUAGAGGCUUGAAGAGGGAGCCCGCUGAAAGAGAAUAUCCAGUUAUUGCAUGAUGGCAUUUGCACCUCCGAAGAAUAUAGAAUGUCCCAAAAUGCARAUAAAGAUGAGUACCUGGACACCCCUCAACCACCAGGUGUUGAAUAACCAGGUAUUUGAAGAAAGAAAAGCUCUGCUUGGAAAAUGGUUUGACAAAUGGACAGACUCUCAGCGGAGAAGAAUCCUCACAGGUCUGUUGGAACGCUGCUCGCUGUCACAACAAAAGUUCUGCUGUCGAAAGCUUCAGGAAAAAAUUCCAGCAGAAGCCCUGGACUUCACCACCAAGCUUCCUAGGGUGUUAUCCAUAUAUAUCUUUUCCUUCCUUGACCCCCGGAGCCUUUGUCGUUGUGCACAGGUGAGCUGGCACUGGAAGAACUUAGCUGAGUUGGACCAGCUCUGGAUGCUAAAAUGCUUACGGUUUAACUGGUACAUCAAUUUCUCUCCAACUCCCUUUGAGCAGGGGAUAUGGAAGAAGCACUAUAUUCUAAUGGUGAAAAAACUUCAUGUUACCAAGCCCAAGACACCUCCAAAAGAAACAUUUAUAAUUGCGGAUGUUCCGUCACUCUCAAGCAGUUCUCCAGAGCAGAAGCAGUGCCCUUCAUCAACCUUUCGUCCUUCCACCUCUUUAAGAAAGAAGAAUAACCUAGGGGAGAAAGAGCUGCCCCCUUGGAGGUCCUCUGAUAAGCAUCCAACUGAUAUCAUUCGGUUUAACUACCUGGACAACUGCAACCCCCUCCAGCCAGGGCAAGGAAGAAAGAAAAGAAAUGAAAUGAUCCCAGAAUUCAGCCGACAGUCACAGGAUAAGAAAAAUAAAUUGCAGGACAGAGCUAGGCCAAGAAAAGCACAUUUCCUGAUGUCCCUGAGUUCCAGCUCCCCUCUGAAAGUUCCAGCGUGGUCCCCUCAAGCGUCAGGGGGAUCCCCAGCCCUCGAAGCAGCAUCUAAGAUUCUCAUGCAGCACCUUCAGAGACACCCUGGGCUCCAGUCAUUCCUCAUCCAGGAUCAGAGCCACAGCUGA